CGGCAGUUGGAACGGGUUAAUUUUGCGUACUUAACGUUCUUCAGAUAUUUGAAUAAAGCUGUUAUUUUGAAGCAUUGUAAAUUCAACAUGAUGGAAACAUUGCAAUCAGUUCUGAACUUCACUGAUAUGUUUUAUGCAGAAAUAUUAGAAGAAACUCACGAUCAUUUGGAAAAUAGUUUUGUCUCCCCUUUCAAUAUCUUUACUGCUCUUGGAAUGGUUCUCGUUGGAAGUGAAGGAAAUACGAAAGCUGAAAUGAUACGGGUGAUGCAGUUAUCCAACCACACGGAAAUCGACAAAAUUCACAACGGAUUCAAUGAACUGAUGACUAAAUGCUCUGAAGCUGGCAAAGGUGUUGACAUAAUUCUUGGUAGUCGACUGUUCACAAGAAAGGACAUGGAUAUCAAGGAGCAUUUCCGAAACAUACUUAAGAAACACUACAAUGCAAUAGUAGAAAAUGUGUUAUUUCAAACAGAUCCAGAGAGUGCUCGGAUACGAAUCAACCAGUGGGUUAGUGAACAGACCAACGGAAAAAUUCAACAACUCAUCCCUCCCAAAUCGUUGAAGAAUGAUACGUCAGCUGUUGUGGUAUCAACCACAUACUUCAGAGGUA
This is a messenger RNA of Schistosoma turkestanicum, 610 nucleotides long. The record is from the annotation of a GenBank genome assembly. Lineage: Eukaryota; Metazoa; Platyhelminthes; Trematoda; Strigeidida; Schistosomatidae.